Messenger RNA from Betta splendens (Siamese fighting fish), 2264 nucleotides. RefSeq names its product solute carrier family 37 member 2 (gene slc37a2). NCBI's taxonomy places the organism in Eukaryota, Metazoa, Chordata, Actinopteri, Anabantiformes, Osphronemidae. Gene Ontology annotation, molecular function: glucose 6-phosphate:phosphate antiporter activity. Gene Ontology annotation, cellular component: endoplasmic reticulum membrane. Bases 500 to 1981 code for a protein of 493 amino acids. Gene Ontology annotation, biological process: glucose-6-phosphate transport; phosphate ion transmembrane transport. The record is from RefSeq and is a predicted model, not a curated record. The transcript is spliced from 18 exons.
GUUUCCGCCGCCGUCACAUUUACAGGGGAGCGGCUCGUUCGGUCGGCACGGCGCUCCGUCUGGAAAGGCGCGUGGAAAAACACGCUUAGUCUAAUAAUAAGCACGCGUUUGUGCCCGUGACGGACGGUUUGCGCGGCGUUUGGAGGUAGGCUGGCUCCGCUCACCGGCGCGUAUAUAUAAACUCCGCCGUACAUAAUGGAGAACUCCUGCGCCUUUACGCACCGUAAACCGCUGGCGCGGCUGCUCGUUUACGCUUAUAGUAGCUAGCGUUUACUUUUCACGCGUGUCUCCAGUUGGUUUCUCUGCUCCAAUACCGGACGAGCGUGUUUUUGCCCGGGGCUGACCGGCUCCCCGUGACUCGCUUACUGUCGUUAAUACCGCCUUAUAAGCAGCCGGUUAUCUCCCGGCGUUACUUCACUGCUCCAUUGAAGACAUGUCUGCCAACAAGUUGUGAGCCUUUGUUUUGUUUUUGUUACGUGUGGCGAACUUUCCGUCGAAAAUGAAAUCGUCCCUGGCUCCCGGCAUACGACUCAUAACAUCGUUCUCAAGAGACACCGGGUUUCGUUAUUUCACCCUCUUCCUCACCUUCCUCUUCUACACGGCUUACCAUCUCUCUCGGAAACCCAUCAGCAUCGUUAAGAGUCAGCUGCACAGAAACUGCUCCAACGUCAUUCAACCAUCAGGCCUGAACAUAACCAAUAAUGACACGUGGUGUGACUGGGCGCCCUUUGACAAGGAGAACUACCAGACAUUGUUUGGGGUCCUGGAUAACUGCUUCCUGGUCGCCUACGCCAUUGGCAUGUUCAUCAGUGGGAUGUUUGGGGAGCGCCUGCCUCUCCGGUACUACCUGACUGUCGGGAUGCUGAGCAGCGGAUUAUUUACAGCUCUGUUUGGCCUCGGCUUUUAUUGGAACAUCCACUCGUUAGGUUACUACGCCUUCAUCCAGGUCAUGAACGGACUCAUGCAGACCACCGGCUGGCCGGCCGUGGUGGCUUGCGUCGGUAAUUGGUUUGGAAAGGGGAAGCGUGGCUUCAUCAUGGGCGUGUGGAACUCCCACACCUCAGUGGGAAACAUCUUAGGCUCCCUCAUUGCAGGAAUCUUUGUCUCGUCAGCCUGGGGGAUGUCCUUCAUCGUCCCUGGUCUCAUCAUCGCCUCCACUGGGGUUCUGUGCUUCUUCUUCCUCGUUGAGAAACCUGAAGAUGUUAACUGCGGCCUUCCUCAGCACCAUAGUGAUGUGGAGAGUAGUGAGACGCAGCCACUCCUGCACAACUCACCCGCUGUUGACCGAACCAUCAAUGGUUCCAUCAUCAACGAGCCGCCAGAGAUUGUUGAGGAGCAUGCUGAGGCAAUCAGCUUCUGUGGGGCCCUCAGGAUACCUGGAGUGGUGGAAUUCUCUCUCUGUCUGCUGUUUGCCAAGCUGGUCAGCUACACCUUCCUGUACUGGCUUCCUCUCUACAUUUCAAAUGUUGCACAUUUUGAGGCAAAGCAGGCAGGAGACAUGUCAACUCUAUUUGAUGCUGGAGGCAUUGUGGGAGGCAUUUUGGCAGGUCUUGUAUCUGACUACACUGGUGGAAGAGCAACAACUUGCUUCAUCAUGCUGGUUGGUGCUGCCCCCAUGCUUUUUGUCUACAACAGCAUUGGGCAACGGAGCCUUGGUACUACCAUCGGAAUGCUGCUGCUGUGUGGAGGCCUGGUGAAUGGACCGUACGCCCUCAUUACCACUGCUGUAUCUGCUGACCUGGGAACUCAUGAGAGUCUGAGAGGAAACUCCAGGGCACUGUCAACAGUGACAGCGAUUAUUGACGGGACUGGCUCAAUAGGAGCUGCACUGGGUCCUCUGCUAGCUGGUCUCAUCUCUCCCACCGGGUGGAACAAUGUCUUCUACAUGCUCAUCUCUGCCGACGUCUUGGCCUGUCUGUUUCUGUUCAGGCUUGUUUACAAGGAAGCUCAGGGUUGGUGUCGACGGGUCCCCAGAGAUUGAAUAUCACCCUCAGCUGUGAAUUUGAUUCAACAUAAAAGUUGAGAGGAAGCUGAAAUACUCACACAAUCAAGCUAAAAGAAGGAAACCACUGACCUCACUGUACCGUGGACCACGAAGCUGAAGAUCAGAAAAGUUCAAGGCACUAAUAAACCUUCUAGCCUUCUACUUAUUAUACAACACAGAGAAAUAUGUCUUAUAGAAUUUUUUUAUGACUAAUCUACUAAUUCUUACACAUUGAAAUAUUCUUAUUUCAUUAAACUGUAUAUACUGUCCAUUUUCUUAA